GCUCUGGACAGGCUUUGCUCUUCUUUCAUCUAUACUCCGGUUCCUGCAGAAGCCACCCAAAACAGACAAGCCCCAGAGGGAAGGGCGAAGGCAUGACUGGCCGAGAUGCGAGUUCAGAUGGCAAAACCAAGGGCAAGGCAUCGGUGCCCAUUGGCCCAGGGCAUGAAAAGACUUCCUUCAGUCUACGAACCAAAGGCUUCGCCAUCAAUGAUUUGCUGGGCUUGGAGGCAGAGUUGCAGCCUCCCAGUGGUCCCGGGGCUGGCUCCGGAUGCCAGCCCCCUUCUGGGGCUGGAUUGGGGCCAGGUCCUGGGACUGGAGCUGGAGUCGGGGGGACCUCUCUGCCCGGGAGCUCCUUGCCCUUAGGUCUGGGUUUCUUCUGUGGCUUUGCAGCUCAGCAACCCCCGGCUGGUGGGACUCCCUGCCUACUGCUUACCGACAUCCCCUUCUUGCAGCCCCGGGGACCAGACCCCCAUCACCAACAUCACGAGCAUCACCAGAGAUACCUGCUGGGCUCUGAGAAGCCCAAGGAAAGCGUUUCGGAUGAAGACAGUCUAUCUGAAGACAAAAGUGAACUGAAGACAUCCACAUCACAUAUUAAGAGGAAAAAGCGGCGACAUAGGACAGUUUUCACUGCUCACCAACUGGAAGAAUUGGAAAAGGCUUUCAAUGAGGCACAUUAUCCAGAUGUGUAUGCCAGGGAAAUGUUAGCUCUAAAAACUGAACUUCCAGAAGACAGAAUACAGGUCUGGUUUCAAAAUAGAAGAGCCAAGUGGAGGAAGAGGGAAAAAUGUUGGGGCAGAAGCAGUGUCAUGGCAGAGUAUGGUCUCUAUGGUGCCAUGGUGAGACAUUCGAUACCACUCCCUGAAUCAAUCAUCAACUCUGCCAAGAGUGGGCUAGUGGGUUCCUGCGCUCCAUGGUUACUUGGAAUGCACAAAAAAUCCAUGGAUGUGACAAAGAAACCAGGAGGUGAAGGAAAGGUAUCAGAAGAUUGGAGUUAUGAUCACCCAGAAGAAGACUUGAAAUCAAAUCGAGAAGAGUCCCAGCAGAGCUCUGGAAAAAUCAACCUCAUGGAUAGCUCAGAAGAUACUGCUAUUGAUCUCUCCAGGACAGCGAGACAGGAGAAAAAGAAAGCACACUGAGGGUCUUGGGCCCCAGGAUCAUGUUAGUAAAGGUCCUUGCAUCAGUAAGAAAGGCAAUGGACAAUGGAAAUGAAGAAUGAGGGAACCUCAAGUGGAAAAAUAACGUCCAGUAGACUUCCCCAAGGCAUAUGUUCAUAUCUAGCAUUAGAAUUCUUCAAAUGAUAAAACUUGCCCAUGAUGAAGUGUUUCUUUCUAUUUAUGGAGUCAGGAUCAGAUAGGACAAUAAAACUUUCUAAGCUUCAAAGCUGCUGUUUUAUAAGGACAAAUGAGUAAUUUAGAAAAACUUCCAUUUACUUUUAGAAUGGAAAGAGUUCAGCAAAAGCACUUGAGUUGAUUAAAAUGGAGGAAGAUUUUGAUUGGUCAUUAAAGAACUAGUGUAUACCAGGAAGUUUGGCACAAAAUAUCCAUUCUGUAUCUUCUUUUUUUUUUUUUUAAACCUUUACCUUCCAUCUUGGAAUCAGGGCAGAAGAAUGGUAUGGGCUAGGCAAUGGGGAUUAAGUGACUUGCCCAGGGUGACACAGCUAGGGAGUGUCUGAGGCCAAAUUUGAACCAGUCCCUGGGUCUGGCUCUCAAUCCACUGAGCCACCCAGCUGCCCCCCUCCACAAUUCUGUAUCUAUGAAGAAGCAUAGGCAGUUAAAUGAAGACAAAAUCAACACAGCCUUAUGAACUACAGGAUACUUUCACUAUGAAUGCGGUUUUGAACCACAUUUUUAUUUCCUUGCUGAUAUACAAUAAUCUUCUAAACUUCUGAAUGGGAUUUGGCAUAAUGGAAUUCAGACAAUUACAAGUUUGUAUAAAUAAAGCCAUCUCCUCCAUCUCCUUUGUCUCCUGAAAGUAGACUAUGUUGUGAAAUGGCAUAGGAAAUAUUUAAAAAUGAUUCAAUAUCUGUAAAGCAGUGUUAUAAAAUCAGACCUAUUCUUGGUCUUUUUAUAUUUUAUGUUUAAAAGCACUUUAGUUAUUUGGAUUUUCUGAAUGUUUCCCUUUCCUGU
Monodelphis domestica (gray short-tailed opossum) is the source of this 2129-nucleotide messenger RNA. RefSeq names its product visual system homeobox 1 (gene VSX1). Gene Ontology annotation, biological process: regulation of DNA-templated transcription; neuron development. Gene Ontology annotation, molecular function: transcription cis-regulatory region binding; DNA-binding transcription factor activity, RNA polymerase II-specific. Lineage: Eukaryota; Metazoa; Chordata; Mammalia; Didelphimorphia; Didelphidae. Gene Ontology annotation, cellular component: nucleus. The record is from RefSeq and is a predicted model, not a curated record.